Molecule: messenger RNA, 2327 nt
Organism: Arabidopsis arenosa
Lineage: Eukaryota; Viridiplantae; Streptophyta; Magnoliopsida; Brassicales; Brassicaceae
Source: the annotation of a GenBank genome assembly
GACUACUGAUCAUAUCCCAAAGUUUACACGUAUUUUCGAAAAACCCCAAAUGAUUCUUGCAAUGUUAGCCCUUGUAAUAGCCACCGUUCUAUACGGUGGAGCCACCACGGUCCAAGCUGGAUGCAGUGACACUCUGACCAGCCUUUCCCCUUGCCUUAAUUACCUCAACGGUGGCUCAACGUCACCUUCUUCGAAUUGUUGUAGUCAAUUUUCCACGGUGGUUCAAUCGUCACCUGAAUGUUUGUGCUAUGUGGUUAAUAGCAAUGAAAGCUCAUUUUCAGGGUUCAAAUUUAACCGGACUUUGGCUCUCAAUCUCCCUACCGCUUGCAAUGUUCAAACUCCAUCACCUAGCCAGUGUAACACCAGUAGAAACGUACCAACCACGUCGCCGGCGAAUACUCCUGUAGGUUCACCUCAAAGUGCUCCUUCACCAUCAGGAUCGAAGAAGUUCGCAUGGAGUAAUGAAAGCUCGUCCAACAGCAAUGUGAUCAUCUUGUCUUUCGAAGAAUCUCACAUCGAAGAAGUAGAAAUCCAAAACAAACUCGAAGUUGCUCCUGCAUUGAUUUCCGUUCAUCCAUCUCAGAAAUCUGUCGCUGUAGCUGUCGGGUCGGAUCUUCGUGUAUUCGAUCUUAUAGAAAAUUGCCCAGUUAGUUUGGUGGAUGAAUCUGAUGGGCCUUCCCGUAAGGAAUCCAUUAGAGCUAUUCGUUAUGGUGCAAGUGGAAAGCUUUUUGUGUCUGCAGGCGAUGACAAGCUCGUUAAGAUUUGGUCUGCAGAUUCUUGGCGCUGUCUUAACACAGUAUGUUCUGAGAAGAGAGUUAGCGCAGUUGCUAUAAGUAGCGAUGAUUCACAUGUUUGCUAUGCGGACAAGUUUGGUGUUGUAUGGGUGAUCGAGCUGGAUGGGAUCAAUGAGGGUAAAACUUUACCUAGUAAGAAGGGUGCGCUGCUGCUUUCCCAUUAUUGUAGUAUUAUUACUAGCCUGGAGUUUUCCCCAGAUGGUAGAUAUAUUCUUAGUGCUGAUCGGGACUUUAAGAUAAGGGUGACUGUUUUUCCCAAGAAGCCUCUAGAAGGGGCUCAUGAAAUACAGAGUUUUUGUCUUGGACAUUCAGAGUUCAUCACCUGCACAGCAUUUGUCAGCACUCCAGAGCUUACUCAGGGAUACCUCAUGUCUGGAAGUGGAGAUUCAACUGUUCGACUGUGGGAUAUUACAUCUGGGUCUCUACUUGACACAUGUGAAGUUAGUACGGUGGCAGGGGAUUUAGAGUCUAAUGAAAGUGAGUCGCCGACCCAAGUCACAGUUACCGACAUAUGCGCUAUCCCGAAUUCUUCUCUUGCAGCAGUAGCAAUUCAAAGGCAAGUCCAAUAUUUUAGCCCGCAUACCUGUGAUUUGACAGCACAUACUCUCUCUAUCACAAAGGUGAUAAAAAUCCCUGGAGAAAGUUUCAUUCCUACAAGUAUAUCUGUAAGUGCAUCUUCAAAAUUACUAUGGAUGGUAUCAGGAGCCUCAAACCUACCUGGUUCAAACCAUCCUGGUUUUUCAAGGGUUCGGGUCAUCUCGUGCCUUGAGACCGAAUCAUCUUCAACCCUUGAAGACGAUAAGAUUCCAGGAGGGGCCAAACUGUUGGAGCAGUUGCAAGGUAAAGUUCCAAUAGAAGAGAGUGUAAUGAGUGCUGCGGCAGAAGCUCAUCAGCAUUCUCCUCAAAGGCCAAGAGAUCAGGAAAACACACGGCCACAUGAUCAAUACGGCGACGUGUCCAGCGUCUACGGUGAUGACGUGGCUAGAAAGCAAGGCGUUAGUUUCUCUCAAUCUGAUCCAACGGUUGCGACGAUGGGAUCCGUAGACACGGUUACGAUUGGGGAGGCUUUGGAGGCUACAGCUUUGUCGCUAGGAGAUAAGCCUGUCGAUCGUAAAGACGCAGCUGCGAUUCAAGCCGCCGAAACUAGAGCCACCGGUGAGUGUAAAGGUCGACCCGGUGGUCUUGCAGUAGCGGCUCAGGCGGCUGCUGCUACUAAUGAACAGACAGUGUCGGGGGAAGAAAAAGUGACUAUAGCAGACAUUCUCACGGAUGCGGCAGAGAAGCUUCCCGGAGACAAGGUGGUGACAUGUGAAGAUGCCGAAGCGGUUGUUGGAGCUGAACUUGGAAGCAGUUCAGAGAUGAAGACUACUCCUGGUGGUGUGGCAGAUUCCAUGUCGGCAGGGGCAAGGCUCAAUCAACAAAUCUAGCCAAGUUUCUUGGGACAUUAAUGAAGUUGUACAUGAAGGAAUAUAAGAGAAGUGUUUCAUCUAUCAAGUGUCCUUUAUGAUGUUUGAAGAAAUUUUCAAAUUAACC